Messenger RNA from Brassica oleracea var. oleracea, 931 nucleotides. RefSeq lists its product as uncharacterized. Lineage: Eukaryota; Viridiplantae; Streptophyta; Magnoliopsida; Brassicales; Brassicaceae. The record is from RefSeq and is a predicted model, not a curated record. The coding region runs from base 90 to 749 and encodes 219 amino acids. Gene Ontology annotation, cellular component: phagophore assembly site. Gene Ontology annotation, biological process: autophagy; autophagosome assembly. The transcript is spliced from 7 exons.
AAAUCGGUGAGAAGAAUCCGAUCAGAAAUCACUGCUACGUCGUCUUCUUCUUCUUCUUCACGAGGAGAUUUUGUUAACUUGAGGUGAAUAUGAAUUGCGAAGUUUGUAAUCUGAAGGAAUUGGAAGUGGAAUCCUUCGAGAUACGCGAGGUUCUACGCUGCGUUCUACAUACUAUAGUCUUUCACCGAGCACUUGGUCUUAUCCGCCCUAAAGAUAUCGAUUUGGAGCUUUUUGACAUCACUUACGUACAAUGUGGUGAAAUAGAAGUGGAGAAGAAAAUCGAUGACAAGAUUGAGCAGUUCAUUACCUGGAUUGGCAAGCACCCCAACAAGAAAAGUCAGAUAUGUCUAACGUUUUAUGAAGUCAAAACCAAACAGCCCUCUUGGUUCACUAAUAAAAUUGAACGGUUAUACUGGGAACAAUGGAAUAUCAAUCUCAGUGCCUUUCAGCCGCCCACUAAACCUCCAGUUGGAAAGUCCCACCACUCUAAACUAGUUAUGGACCACCCUGGAGAGGAGUCUGAGGAUAUAAGUUCACGUAGGACACUGCUUGAGCAAUCCCUUCAAGAAGUCUUGUUCCAAAUCAUUAAAUUCGUUAAUGAGAAAAAAGAUCACGUUCCUCCUAUCAACGAUGGUGUUAUCUACUGCCCCUUUGAGAUCACUUUCCCUAGCUCAUCUGACUCGACCUUUGGGAUGGAUAUGCUCAAGAGGAUGCUCCACAGUGGUGGUCAUCCAUCUAUGCUCAGUUGAUUUCACAUUAAUCCACGCAACUUUAAUAGUGGUACAAAAACACUUGAUGUUACUGGGUGCAGCCUAACUCCGGUCAAAACUUUUGUACUUUCCUACACGCAUUUCGUGUGUAAAUAUGUAACACUUUGCCUCUCUUCUUAAUGUUUCCACGACGUACAAAGUUAAUUUACACUCUUAAUACA